AGUACCGUCUGAUCUCUGUUCGUAUUUCGAUGCACACGCAAUCGCCGUACAGUAGCUUGAUUGACUAGACGUUUCUGCACUCAUUUGUCGUUAUUUUGCUGAUAAAUCCUACUGUUCUCAUCGCUGUUCAUUGUUUAUCGUUUAGAUUCUUCGGUUUUUGUGAAAUCGUUACGGAUUUUACUUUAAUCGACGUUUUUAGCUUUACGUUUGUACUGGCGGUUUUCUAAAUUAGUCUAGUAAUCGUUGAAUUCGUUGUUCCGUAGUUUUGUUCAGGUAAUAAUAAUAAUCGACGAUGAACACUUGAAGAUCCUGAAUCGAUUUAUUCGUUUUGCAAUUUAGUUUGAUGAGGUCGGUAUGAUAUCUCCAAGUAAAUUGAGGAUGAAGUUGAUGGGCCAGAGGAAGAAAGAUGGAGGAUCAAAAAGCAAUUCAGCAAGAACAUCUCCUUCUAAACUCGAAGAUACCGAGUUUGUGAACAGCAGUUUGUUAGCUUCAAACUCCGGAGUGUUUGAUGAGGAAGUGUCUAGCAUGGGAAUUUCAUCAGUCACAUUCGAUAACCCGCAAGUUGAUCCGGGUCGUGUGAAACCGCACCAAUUUCAGAAGAUGGAUACUAGUAAUUCAAGCUCGGUUCAUCCAAUAAGAUCAUUAGAAGACGAGAAUCUCGAUUAUGACAGUAAUGCUAGCUCAUCCAGCUUUGAGUUUCAAAAAAGUGAGCGGUUGACACAUAAUGCUUUUUCAAGAUCCCUGUUGCGACCGAUGUCUUCAAAAUGGAAUGAUGCUGAAAAGUGGAUAAUAAAUCGGCAAAAUAUGCAUAAUCAUAAUCCGAAAAACACUAUGCAAACCCGAGUGAACCGAGGAGGGGCCGUAAAUACCGUACAUGGGAUUAAAAGUUCUACUACCGAUUCUGUUAGUUCCAUUAAACGCGUUGACUUUUGUCAACCCACACUACAACCAGAGAAGUUUUCAUUUACACCCUCUGAGCCACCACAGCGCCCUGUUUCUGAAGGGAACGAGUCAAUCGAUCAAUUUCUUGAAAGUAAAGAUCUAAAAGAAAUCGACACCAGGGUGCCGUCAUGUGGACAGAAUGUAAAUGAAGAUACAACAGGUUGUCAUGAAGUUAAAACGGUGUCAAUGAGAGACAUGGGAACGGAAAUGACUCCGAUUCCGAGCCACGAGCCUUCAAUGACUUCGACACCGGUGGGGGCCACAACCCCUCUUCGUAGUCCGAAUUCUUCACUUCCAUCUACACCUAGAAGAGGUGGACCAACAUCAACACCUAUACAACACGAUGACUCACGUAACCCAAAAGAGUUGACCGAGCAGGAAGUCAAACUUAGAACCCGAAAGGAGAUCUUACACCUUGGGAUGCAGCUCGGGAAGAUGAACAUUGCUGCUUGGGCAAGCAAAGAAGACACGGAAAAGAAAGCGUCGGGUGUUGAAAAUGACAAUGCGGCAGAAGAGUCGUUGAGGAUUGAAUAUGAGAAGCGAGCUGCUGCUUGGGAAGACGCCGAAAAAUCUAAACAAAAUGCGAGAUUCAUCCGCGAAGAGAUCAAAAUUCAAGCAUGGGAGAGCCAACAGAAGGCAAAACUUGAAGCUGAAAUGAGAAGAAUAGAGGCUGAAGUUGAACAAAGGAGAGCCCAUGCACAAGCAAAGAUGUUGAAAAAGAUUGCACUAGCAAGACAGAAAUCGGAAACAAAACUGGCGGCAGCGGAAGCCCAGAGAAGCAAGCAGGCGGCACGGGCGGUAGCACAGGCGGAAUACAUCCGGCAAACUGGUCGUAUUCCGCCAUCAUCGCCCAACAGCUGCUGUGGUUGGUCAUGAUAUAGUCUGUAAUUAGUCUGGUUUGGUGAUUUAUGGUGUGGUGUUGAUUGACUUGCAUUGCAUAAUUUCUAGUUUGCAUUUGAUGAUCCAGCAGCA
Helianthus annuus (common sunflower) is the source of this 1914-nucleotide messenger RNA. RefSeq lists its product as uncharacterized. Lineage: Eukaryota; Viridiplantae; Streptophyta; Magnoliopsida; Asterales; Asteraceae. The coding region runs from base 355 to 1818 and encodes 487 amino acids. The transcript has 6 exons. The record is from RefSeq and is a predicted model, not a curated record.